Messenger RNA from Odontomachus brunneus, 6927 nucleotides. It is a transcript of the gene Rab6, whose product is annotated as ras-related protein Rab6. Lineage: Eukaryota; Metazoa; Arthropoda; Insecta; Hymenoptera; Formicidae. Bases 266 to 901 code for a protein of 211 amino acids. The transcript has 6 exons. The record is from RefSeq and is a predicted model, not a curated record. Gene Ontology annotation, molecular function: GTP binding; GTPase activity.
ACGUCACUUCCCAGUUAAACGUGGCCGCCUGGCAAGCUAGGAGUGGCAACCAAGCGAGCGUCGCGAGCUGUCAAGCGCGGCCCCGUUCACAGCCUGUGAUCGAGAGAGACGGUUUGGUGGAGCGUUUCAUCUUAGCCGGCACAGCUGGUCGUUUAAAUGACUCGACGGAACGGCCGUUGAGAGAGCGCGUAAUCGGUCAUUCGAGUUGUGUUUUCACCCGCCGGUCAGGCACCGCGAGACCGUCACCUCAGGCUGAAAGAAAAACAUGUCGUCCUCGGGCGAUUUCGGCAACCCGUUGCGGAAGUUCAAGCUCGUCUUUCUCGGCGAGCAGAGCGUCGGGAAGACUUCUCUCAUUACACGGUUUAUGUAUGACAGCUUUGACAACACGUACCAGGCUACGAUAGGUAUAGACUUCUUAAGCAAAACUAUGUAUCUCGAAGAUAGAACCGUGAGAUUACAGCUGUGGGAUACAGCGGGGCAAGAGCGGUUCCGCUCUCUGAUACCUAGUUACAUCAGAGAUUCCACAGUCGCGGUGGUUGUUUACGAUAUUACCAACGCCAACUCGUUUCACCAAACAUCCAAAUGGAUAGACGAUGUGCGGACUGAAAGAGGAAGUGAUGUGAUAAUUAUGCUAGUGGGCAAUAAAACAGAUUUGAGUGAUAAGAGGCAAGUUUCGACGGAGGAAGGCGAGCGGAAAGCAAAGGAACUAAAUGUGAUGUUUAUCGAAACUAGUGCUAAGGCUGGCUACAAUGUUAAACAGCUGUUUAGAAGAGUAGCGGCGGCUUUGCCGGGUAUGGACUCCACCGAAAACAAGCCUCCCGAAGACACUGUCGACUUGCAGAAUCAAUCGCCGAUGCAGAACGGCUCCGAGUCGGAGGGGGAGAGCGGCUGUAUCUGCUAGGGAGAUUCGUCUGUAUCCAAGGAGACAGAGAAACGAACAGGGGAAAAAGAGAUCGCGGUCAAUCUCCUGACACGAAUCACCAUACCAUUGCGAGACGCUGCUGGCUUCUUCUGACGUCGAUAAGGGAACAGGGGCCCUUCGUCGCCGAUCUCGGGCCCUAAGUAUCGUUUCAAGUGCUACUAGACGAACUCGAGCGAUAUCUAAUACUAGCUACUUGCGUUGUUUUCGGGCCGGCUUCGUGCAAAGAUAAUGAUAAAAGAAAAAAAAACGAAAAAAAGCAACACAUACAUACACACUCAUGUAAACAGGCGAGCACACCCCUCGCGUCGGGGUGUUCCUCUAGGGAGUCACUCUCCGUUUAAGCUUGAAACGAUGAUAGCUGCGGAAUCCACGUGAAUCCCCUUCGCUGCCCCUCUCAACCCCUACAGUCGAACUGGUUCAACCCUCUCGCGUAGAAUUACAAAUAUCUCGGCGCGGAACGCGGUUCCCGCGGAUAUUGCAGUCACGAAUACAAUUCGAUGGUUUUUCAAUCAACGCGAAAGCGGUGAGGCUUUCAUUCGGACGUGUCGCAAGUGUCAAUUUGUAGUGAGGACAAUUAGGGAUAAUUGUGGGAUGACUAUCGUAGAAAUUGAUAUUGUUAUUCGCAUAGGAGUUCGUGUGAUGAUUGUGAUAACGUGUCUGUGACCAAUCGACGCGAGGGGGUUGCGGAGUUGAAUCGUCACGGCGGCGUUUAUGUCGAUCUUAACCAAUAUCUCUCGGCUUCUGAUGAAUCCUACAUAUCAUCAUUCUUAUCGAAAGUGUCUUCUAAUCUUUGCGAUUGACUUCUUAUCUACAGCGGUAACUCAAUCGAGAUUCCUCGAGAUACAUUUAUGCUUUCGAUUGAAUUCCAGACACGUCAGAGCUUAGAGACUUUGAAAUAACAGAAAGAAUUGGCCAUACAUAUCGAUUACAUGAUUGCAAUAUCAAUGAGUGUCUGAUUAAUCCGUCAUAUAUGCAAUUUUUUUAAUUAUUUUAUGCUAUUGUGUUCAAUUGUUGUUUAGUGCUGUUUGCGCGAUAUAUUCUUUUUCAGUGACAUAUUUCUGCUCAACUAAAAUUAUUUAUGAUGUCACUUGUCUCACGUGGCAUUUGAUCUUUUUCAUUCGUUUCGUUCGAUAUUCAAAAGUUACAUUUGUCAAUGGAAUAUGAAUUAUUGCGAGACGGCUGAGGCGUCUCUUUGUCUUUCUUAAAUGUCAGGUGUGUUCGAUCGAUUGAUGGUCGCCGUAGGGAAAGAAUCAAUUCGCCGGCUGGUCUGCGAUUAGUGGAAAUCACCGCUACAUCCUUCCAAGUUUGAGCACACGUACACACACAUACACACUGUCUCUUCGUUCGGAGAUUCUGUAUUGUAACCAACGCGCACAAAAGACAGGCGAAGCUUGAGGAGAAGGAACACAGCUCGAUCGCGUGUACUUAGUGAGAAGAAAGGUGGAGGAUAUAAGAGGGGAAAGAAAUGGGCGAAGCAUGACUGAAAGUAAUCGUUCUCCGUGGGAUUUAAUUAAGCCGCUACUAAGCUAAUUACGAUGAGUUCGCGAGUUUCUCAAAGACAGCACGUGUUUAUCGGCGAGGUGUUGUUCGUUCGAGGAUCUUUCUAAUGUACCACGUAUUACGAAUCUUUAUAGACGUUUUUCGAUAUCUCUUGAUAAUAAGCGACUAUAACUUGAUAACGAGACUCAAGUCUGUAGGCCGACGCCGUUAGGGGAGUUACGCGUGCGUGCACAAACGACCAAAGUCACCUGCGAGUUCACUUUCAUUGGGAGUCGUCGCUUGCCUUGUGCUCUCCUGUGUGAUAUAUUCCGCAAACGUUCAAUCGCACCUGUGUACACAUGUAUCCGUUCUAUUUCCCCCGAACGAGUUAAUUGCACAAAUGUUUCCGAGGAACGUCCCGCGGGACGUUUGGAAGAUGUCCGAGAAGUUAACACCUGAAUCAAGAGUGAAUCGCCUCGUUAUACGAUGUUGUAAAACUGCUCGAUGCAAAGUGUAAAUUACCGGCAACUCGAUUUGCACUCGAGCUGCCGACAAUUGCAUUUGGAUUAUUAACUUUUGAAUUUAAAUUCAGGGCAUUAACGGUUGAAUUUAGAUGACAAUUGUAAGUCGCACGUGUACAAACGGUAAAUUUAAUCGUGUCCGAGAAUCCGUGCGGAAUCCGCGCAAUUCGAGAAAGGCAUCGUUGAGUUCAAUUGAAUUUGUUAAAAACGGACGUUUGGUCAUUUGUGCAAGAGAGGAGACGCCUACGCUACGCCAAACGCAAACACCCGUCGAAUGUUUCUCUAGAAGACGAUUAAUCGAGGCUUGUCGGAGUAAUAAAUCAAUUAUUAGCCGUGCUUCACGCGAAAUCUCUCCACGAGCCCUAGCCACGUCGUCUCUGUCCCUUUGCACUCGCAGAUCGCCUAAGCGCGACACGAAUUAUUUUCACAUACUACAAAUACUUAUUUUCACCAUACUUGAGUUGUGCGCAUUUUAUGUACAGAAAAUUACAAUUUUGCCAGAAUAUUUUAUUGACUGCUCAUAUUUUCCAUUCGAUACAUCGAAUACAUCGAAUUAUGCUGAGAAUAGUAAGAAAUAAAAUUUGAUAAAUUUAGAAUAACGAGUGAAUUAAUCGAUAUACUCACAUUCGGUAUAAAAAUCAAAUUUAUCCAUUAUCCACUUGUAUAUCAUAAUCUGUAUAAUUUGUAGUAUAUUCAUGCCUCCGUAUGAAUAAGUUACUUCUCCAAAUAAGAAAGGUUCGUUUACUUGGCUGGCUUUUGUUCACUUAAAGCCGUGACGACGCGAAGUAACAUAUAUUUUUGGACAAAAUUGACAGAGACGAGUGCAGAGGGACAGGCACUAUCUCUCUCUAGCCAGCCCCUAUAUAACGUGUCGUGUAGCGUUAAUCCGACAGUGUCGCACAGCAAUAUUGAGUAUGUACCGCGAGAUGGUUUUUCCGAGCACUAUUUCGAGGCAACGCGUUCGAGGGCGGAUCUAUGAAGUUUAAUAUAGGGAAAAGUUGUGAGGGCUCAAUUAUACUUUCACGCGGAAGGCUUCAUCGUAAUCAUCACUCGUGUAUAUGUUGAAUUUGUAUGUUACUGUGAUUAUGAUUUGUUAGCACAAAUAUAAUAUAAUGACCCAACGAUCACGAAUCAAUCAAUCAUAUCUCACCAUCGUAAGUGAUUGUGUCGUUCGUAUUGUCGAGUUACACGUUACUCAAUUAGCUCACUCGACUAGCGUUUUCGCCUGCUUUAUUAAAUUACAUCGAUUUUGCGGUUUAGAUUCGAAAUUCAGCGCAACAGACAAACCAAUUAAUUGGUCUACACUUCAUCACAUUUUGCGAAACAAUACAUGUCGAAACAAAUUAGUCCGUGAUCGAGUGAUUAAUUUCUCGGGACUUGACAUUAAUUUGGAUCAUGAGAAUUAUUUGUUUCGGAAUUUUACAAGACUUGAGAGAAGAGUGGAACUCUCUUUCUCUCUCUUUCUUUCUUUCUCUCUUUCUCCUUCUCUUUCUUUCUCGAAUCCGCCCUUAAACGUGUGCGCAUCCCUCUUUUAUUUGUUUCGCAGGGAAAGACACUCGCCUGCAAUAAUCCCAGGCGGCGAGAGAAUGAAGAAAUUUUCCUUGUAUAAAUAUAAUGAAAGUCGUACAUUUAUAAAUUGCCCAAUUCAUAAAUGUAUAAAUUCAUGAAUAUUUAUCCCGUUAAUCUUUCUCUUGGGAGUGCGAUGCGGUCCUUACGAGAAAGCUUAAAGGGAACCGCGCGGUGUAUCCUACUCUUCGUGGAGAAGGAGCGAAGCAUCGCAGGAAAGUUGCAGGCGAUGUCUUUCCCAUAGAUGUAACUGAUAAGUAAACCGAAGUAUGCCGAUCUAGUCGAAAUGAUCGUCGUGUAGUGAAUCGAGCAGUCACUUUAAUUGCUCGUCGAUUAUCAAUUGAUAUUCGACCGAUGACGGUUACGUUUGCGGCAUAAGCACUUUUCUAACAACCGAGAAAUAUUGUCUCCUUGUUUCAUCGUUAGAUCUCGAGAGAGAGACUUCGUGCAACUGAACACUAAAUUAAGAGAUUAACGAGUCAAGUACUUUCGUUGAGAGGAAGCUUAGAAGACUUUUAUUGAGAAUUAAUAAGAAAGAAGGAAACUAACAUUUUAUACUGUACGAUUGUUAUUAUUUAUCUUCAAUAUGGACAUCUCGUAAUGUCGCACACUUGUAUCGAUAUCUAAUAUUAAUAUUUAACACAGUGACAUUAUUAAUAUUAAAUAUAAUUGUUGGAAUUGUUUCUUAGUGUUCAACGCGUGGUGCUAAAAGAGACUUGAUAGCGGUAAAGAGCUCCAAUUAGGCUAAUUAAUGUUGAGGGGUACAAUUGAAACGAAUGUUCCGACUAGACCGGAGCCUCAAGUGCAUUUACGACUUAUUAUAUAUAUAUAUAAUUAUACAAAGGUAUAUAAAUAUAUAAAUAUGUCGAGACGAGAACUUCGUUAUAGGAGUGGUUAUGUCGAACGAGAGAAGGAGCGGUCCUUUUGCUAUUGUUUAUUGUUUGCUGUAGCAUAAAGUAAGGGUCCUAGUCGAGUAGCAACGGUGGAUCGAAAUCGGUAUAAUUUCGAUGAGUUCAAAUUCCGGUGCGAACGAUACGUAUGCAAGAUGUCCUGUGCUCGUAAUGUAGGGAAAGAGAAGGUGAAAUCUCGUGAAGAGAACAGAAUAGGAAAGGGCAGAACGUAGAACAGAAUUUUGUCACGCAAGUUUUUCUUUUUUCCAGAGAAUCGACGAUAUCUUCCUGCUUUCCUAAACGCGAGAGACCUUCAACAACGUUUGUGACACGUUGUUGAAUUCGUCUCGAUGACGGUUAUCGGGGUAAAUUACGAGGAAAAACAUAUUUCACACGAUGUUCGCAGGCACUCUGUACUCGUGUAUAGAUAAAUUAUCGUUACAAAAUGAAGUUCACUUUUCCGUGACCGUGACAUCGAAAAUUAAAUUCACCGAAAUUAUAACGCUUUCCAAGCCUGACUGUAGCAAUGGCGGAUUAUCGUUUCAGCUUCGUGCUACGUAGUUGUAGCAAUUGCAUACACAGAUUGUACCGUAUUAUUGUAAACAAUUAGGGGACACGAUAGGAAGUAUACUGUGCGGGUGAAAGCGUUUAUGUCCGCGCGGCGAACCGCGAUCAGAGGAACAAAAAUUGCUGAUGACGACUUCACGACGGUCGAAAGAUGGAGAAAUUUUUGUUCCUAAUAGUAGAGGAUGGGCCAUAUUUGUUAAAGCGAACCGUUCGUCUUAUCUGUCGAUUAGUCGACAGAUUAAACUUUACUUAACUUAUAUUUAAUAUAUAUAUCAAGUUUUUUCUAAGAAAAUUAUACAAUUUUGUCAAACGGUACAAUUAAGAAAAUUAUAAUUAUAUAACAAUUUUUUUUGUUAAUUUCUCUAUUUAAUCACUUAUUUGAUUAUUGUUGUAAUACCUUUAUGUAUAUUUUGAUUUAAUUCUCAUUUAAUUUUUUUUCACCUUUAUAUGCAGGCAUCUGAAAUUCUCUGGCGGAUUAAUUUAAUUAAUUAAUUAAAAAUUAAUUUAAGUCUUAAGUAAAUACAAGUAAUAAGUUACAAAUUAAUUUAAAAUUUUUUGAAACAAAAAUUACAGGCGCCAACUCUUGCUUGAUUAUCUUCUCUAAGUGAUAUAUUGUAGUUUAUAAAGUUAAUAAUUUCAAAGCUAGUAUCACGUGACACUUCGGAUAACGGUUAUUUGUCAAAUUGCGAAACGUUUCUCCUCCGUACCGCGAGUUUUGAGGGAGAGCGAGCGGUUGCGCUCGCUUUUAACUGCCACUAAAAGCAAAAUAAAAGCGUCUCUGAUCGCAGGGUUCGUGUGUCAAAGGCAAAGGAACCAACCCCAUCUUUUUGUACCUUGUGUCUUAGAUGGAGCCUCGUAUUAGUUCGAAUCGGGGCUCGCGAAUGGAGUUUUGCAAAACUUGUCAUAACAUGUGUGUCGCGACUACGAUAUUCAAACUGUAGAGCUUCAACGAACGAGCGAAUAAAAUUUUAUGUUCACCAAA